GUCGUUGGGCCCGCGAAACUUUCUCUCGCGUUGUCUGCCAAACCGUGCGUGAUCCGGGAUAACGAUACGGGGGAGGGGAACAACACGUCGUAGCGAGGUUCCAACAGCCUUGUUGUUAUUUCGGUUCAAUUUUGUUUCAUAAGUCUAAAAGACGGCGCUAGUGCAGUCUGCGCUCUCAACUAAAGUUAACUCAACAAUCAAAAGGGAAAAAAGAAGGAAGGACGAAAUCUCAUUCCUUCUCGUCGGACCCACCCUCCAAGCAACCAACCAACCUUGACCUGACAUCUCUCUUCCACCUGUUUUCUUUUUCUGCGGACAACUUUAGCAACCAGACACCAUGACUCGCCCUCAGAACGUCGGAAUCAAGGGAUUUGAAAUCUACUUUCCCAAGCGAUGCAUCUCGGAGGAGGACCUGGAGAAGUUUGACGGCGUGGCCGCGGGCAAGUACACCAUUGGGUUUGGGCAGCAGUACAUGGCCUGCACCGACGACCGCGAAGACAUCAACUCGUUUGCUCUCAAUGUCACCUCGAGCCUGAUGCAAAAGUACUCGGUCGACCCAAAGAGCAUCGGCCGCCUCGACGUGGGCACCGAGACGAUCAUCGACAAGUCCAAGUCGGUCAAGACGAUUCUCAUGAACCUCUUUGCCCCCGCUGGCAACACCGACGUCGAGGGCAUCGACAGCAAGAAUGCCUGCUACGGAGGCACCGCCGCCCUGUUCAAUGCCGUCAACUGGAUCGAGUCCUCGUCGUGGGAUGGCCGUGACGCCAUCGUCGUUGCCGCCGACAUUGCCAUCUAUGCCGAGGGCAGCGCCCGACCCGUCGGUGGUGCCGGUGCCGUUGCGCUCCUCAUUGGUCCCGAUGCACCCCUGUCGAUCGAAUCGGUCCGCGGUUCCCACAUGGCCAACUCGUGGGACUUUUUCAAGCCCGACCUCUCGUCUGAAUACCCCACCGUCGAUGGCCCCGAGACCCUGGUCGCCUAUCUGGGCUCGAUCGACAAGGCCUGGGACAGCUACCGCGCAAAGACGGCCCAGUUUGCCGCUCGCCAGUCCAAGACCAACGGCGCGGCGGCGGCGCCCGUCAUUGGCAACGCCAUCAGCAAGGAGGUCCUCGCCAAGACGAACCUCGACGACUUUGACUACACCAUCUUCCACAGCCCCUACUCGAAGCUGGUCCAGAAGGGCUUUGGCCGACUGCUCUACAAUGACUUCCUUGUUGACCCGAAAAACGAGGCCUACGCAUCGAUCCCCGCCAACUUUGCUGAGCUGGACCGCAAGGACACUAUCUUCAACAAGGAUGUCGAAAAGGCUUUCCUCGGCCUCGCCAAGGCAAAGAUGAACGAGAAGCUGGAGCCAACAAUGAACUGCGUUCGCCGGUGCGGAAACAUGUACACGGCCUCGCUCUACGGCGGUCUCGCCGCGCUGCUGUCCAACGUCGCCUCGAAGGACCUUCAGGGAAAGCGGAUUCUCAUGUACUCGUUUGGCUCUGGCUCUGCCGCCUCGUUCUUUGGCAUCAAGGUCCAGGGCGACACGACGGAGCUGGCCGAGAAGCUGGACCUGAUCAAGAGGCUCGCCGCCAUGCAGGUCGUCCCCUGCCAGACCUACGUUGACGCCCUCAAGACGCGUGAGGCCACGCACAACGCCGUCAACUACACGCCCCAGGGCGACCUGGCCAACCUCUGGCCGGGCAGCUACUACCUCGAGAACGUCGACAAGAUGUACCGGAGAACCUACGGGCGCACGGACGUUGCCUAAUUACCCUCCUACCGCUUCUCCUUGUCCACGCUUACACUCUCUUAUCUUUAACUCUCUCGCUAGACGAAAGGCGAUCUGUCAUGUACCGUAUGCCCUCCACUGGAAAACAGAAUCAUAUUACUACUAUCGGCAACUCCUUCCCUUCUACUACUUGCCGCUGCUACUCCCUCGAGACGGCGGUAGUGAUG
Acaromyces ingoldii is the source of this 1938-nucleotide messenger RNA. RefSeq names its product hydroxy methylglutaryl-CoA synthase. Gene Ontology annotation, biological process: ergosterol biosynthetic process; acetyl-CoA metabolic process. Bases 338 to 1750 code for a protein of 470 amino acids. The record is from RefSeq and is a predicted model, not a curated record. The transcript has 5 exons. Gene Ontology annotation, molecular function: hydroxymethylglutaryl-CoA synthase activity. NCBI's taxonomy places the organism in Eukaryota, Fungi, Basidiomycota, Exobasidiomycetes, Exobasidiales, Cryptobasidiaceae.